AUGCCCCUGCCUCCGAACCUCGCAGCAGCAAUAGUAGCAGCAAUAGUAGUAGCGAAGAACUCGCCGUUCCCACUGUUUCCCCAAUGGGCGUCGUUGAAAACACUAGGACCGGACUGGACAGUCCAAGGAGGCUGGGCCCUCCAUUUUUCUCUGGACCACGAAAAGUCAUCUAAUGAUACCGUCAUCUUCGUCAUCGCUUACCUGGCGAUACUACCUCUUGCUGAGCUCCUCUCUUUCGGGACGGAGGAACUCGCCAUACGAGUUGGACAAACUCUUGCCGGUCUGUUGCAUGUCACGCUGCGCAAUGUUGUUGAGUUGCUUGUUGGUGGAUUUAUGCAGAAACCGGCGCAGCUCAAUGUUUCAUUAUUGGUUUUAAGUGUUACUGCUAUCCUUAUUCCCGCCGCAUUCAAGGUGACAACUACCCAGAACCUCCAAGAUAGUGAGCGGCAGAGUGAUGUACUUCGUACCAGUCAUGGGGUUGCUAUCAUCCUUUUGGUUAUUUACAUCUCGUACUUGAUUUUCCAGCUCUGGUCGCACGCGCACCUCUUCAAUGAGAAGGACGUGAACAAUUGUUCCCCUUCGAUAUUGUAUCCUCCCAGUGAUGGCAAGUCCCGAGCCCGAUUUCCGGUGGCGAAGAAUACGGGUAGUGAUGGCACUGGGUUGAACUCCACAGAAGAGCAAGGAGUGCAAUCGAAUAGAGCAGAAGGCACCAGCACUGCCGUUCAGGAUGGAAACGUGGAUGCAGAAAAGGGCGUAGGGACUUCGGCUGAAGAUGAGGAGACUCCACAGUUGACUGUGGUGGUCGCGUUUGGACUUUUGGUCAUACUUAUGGCUAUCACCACUGUGUUCCUCGUUAGCUCUACCGAUGGGCUAACGCAAUCGGGUUACAUCUCCGAGGAAUGGACAGGUCUCAUUCUUCUGCCAUUGUUGGGGGAUACCAGGGAACUCAUUACUGCUGUGUCCGGUUCUGUGAGGGAUAGGUUAGAUGUUUCGAUGGGUGUGGCCGUUGGAUCCUCAAUGCAGAUUGCCCUCCUCGUCAUUCCAUUUCUCGUCGUUCUCGCGUGGAUCAUAGAGAAAACUCUCACAUUCCUCUUUGAUCCCUUUGAGAGCAUCGUUCUUUUCCUAGCUGUUCUCACUGUUGCGUUUGCCAUAAGUGACGGCAGGAGUAAUUGGUUGGAGGGCCUGAUAUUACUAAGUUUAUAUGUUAUACUGUGGUUUUCGCCCUUCAUUGGUUAA
Messenger RNA from Cantharellus anzutake, 1236 nucleotides. RefSeq names its product Sodium/calcium exchanger protein-domain-containing protein. The transcript is spliced from 10 exons. Gene Ontology annotation, molecular function: calcium:proton antiporter activity. NCBI's taxonomy places the organism in Eukaryota, Fungi, Basidiomycota, Agaricomycetes, Cantharellales, Hydnaceae. Gene Ontology annotation, cellular component: fungal-type vacuole membrane. The coding region runs from base 1 to 1236 and encodes 411 amino acids. The record is from RefSeq and is a predicted model, not a curated record. Gene Ontology annotation, biological process: calcium ion transmembrane transport; intracellular calcium ion homeostasis.